AUGGCCCAUGAUGUACAGGGCAUUCCAAAGAUUGUUUCCUCCCAGGGGAGUGGCGUAGGAGCCAGCAAGCCAGCAUCACCAUCAUCACCAUCAUCAUCAUCACCAUCAUCAUCAUCAUCAUCAUCGUCACCAUCAUUACCACCAUCACCAUCAUCACCAUCAUCAUCAUCAUCACCAUCACCAUCAUCACCAUCAUCAAGGGGGUACAUGCACCCCAAUGGGCUGGUGAGUGAGAAAACAGGGAUGGGCAACAUUGUUCUCAGUCACCUGCUUCACCAUGUGAAGCCCACACCACGAGUGACCGAAAGCCGGCUCACUGCAGGCAGGGACUUCUCAUCCUUCUCAUUCAUCCCAUGCCGAGCCCAUCAGCUCUAUGACUCAUUCCCGUGGGUCUCUGCGGAUAUACUCCGGCUGCUGGCAGAAGCCGUGCUGCCAUUCCCGGGCUGA
Molecule: messenger RNA, 447 nt
Organism: Chrysochloris asiatica (Cape golden mole)
Lineage: Eukaryota; Metazoa; Chordata; Mammalia; Afrosoricida; Chrysochloridae
Product: cell wall integrity and stress response component 1-like
Exons: 4
Coding region: 1-447 (148 amino acids)
Source: RefSeq, a predicted model, not a curated record